Nylanderia fulva is the source of this 4445-nucleotide messenger RNA. RefSeq names its product shavenoid (gene sha). Gene Ontology annotation, biological process: imaginal disc-derived wing hair organization. Gene Ontology annotation, cellular component: cell cortex. The record is from RefSeq and is a predicted model, not a curated record. NCBI's taxonomy places the organism in Eukaryota, Metazoa, Arthropoda, Insecta, Hymenoptera, Formicidae.
UGUGGAGAAGAUGCGUUCUCUAGCUCUCGUUCUCGCGAGCUGUCUCAACCUCCUGCAAAUUGUUCACAGCCAGGAAUUGUCCGUCAUCAGACACUCCGAUGGCGAUAUUUUUACCAUCGAAGGUUCCUGUACAGAAGCCUGCACAGUGCUCAGCAGCGGCACCGCCAGUCCUUAUUCCCGUAGUUCCUCGAGUUCGAGCCUGCUUGUGCCGAACAGUUCCUGCACGUGCCAGUGUAACUUUGACCUGCCGAUAUUUCGGGAGGAUCUUCACAUAUGCGUCAACGAUAUCCACGAGUGCAACGUUGCGGGAUUUGUCAGCAACAACGGCUUUGUGGAAAGAGUACCGUAUGUCUUCCUACCACAACGGGGGCAGAUAAUAUAUCCACACGCAGAGAUUCGCUUUGAAGGUGUGACCACUCCUGUAUGCGGGAUCGCCGGUGCCCAGCAAUUGGGAAGGGUGGGAUGGUCCGAGCUGAGGAAUCUUUCCGACACCGAACCGCCCUUCAGAUUGUUCCGGGACGAGGGCAGGACAUUCCUCCAGUGGAUCGGCGAGGCCGGACUAAGAGAUGCUGCUGAAGGGCGAGUUGUGACAGCUAAGUUAGUCUGUAGAGACGCCUCACCCAAGUCGACGAUCAGCGGUGUUUUUACACCGUGUGUUGCCUUCAGAGUAGCUGGUUCACCGUCAAAAAAUAGCGUACGCGAAGUGAUGUUUGCAUCGACAUCCCAAGUGUCUCAAGGUCUAUCAGCUACGGAAUACAUUGCCAUCGGUCUGUCUUCCGUUAUCUUGGCUCUCAUAUACGUAGCCAGCGUAUCGUUAUAUUUGCACAGCAGAAGGGCGAAGAGAAAAUCCAUCGAGGAGGCGAACAUCACUCUCGACGGUGGUCGAGACGGCGGUGGAUUGGUCAAGAAUAAUCCGUUGUUGGCCGCCACGAGACAUUUUGAGAGCGACACAAAUAGCGGACUCACCGAGAGCGAUUUGGGGGACGAUCUGCCUCCGAGCGAUAAUGAGCAGGGUUUCGAGAACAUAACAUCCGCGAUCGUUCAUCCACAUUGUGUGUAUCUGGAGCAAUCGGAAGGGCUGUUCUCCGCGGGAUCUAUUCUGGGCGAGAGACUACCGGAAGAGGAUGUACGCGUCGUGGAGACGGCUGACAACCCGCAUCAGCAGGAUGUACCGGUUCUUCCAGGUGCUCAACGAAGGAAACUGUACUUCAAUCCGGCGUACUUCGAUCGACAGCUAUUGCUGGCCCCACCUCCGGCUGCUAUCGAGUUCCUACUCAAAAUUCGAGAAGUCAUUUCGAUCGCCAAGCACAAGAUGGCUGCGAAAAGAUUCGUUCCUACUCUCAAUGGUAUCCCGGAAGAAGAGAGCAAUUCCGAGCGAUGCGAGAGCUCGGCAAAGUCGAGCAAACACCAGCAGAGGACGACGCCGACGCCGAGCUCCGUCCAGGGUGGUUCAGUCGCGAAAUCUCGCAGAUCCCAACGAUGUACCGGAUGUCCCGGCUGCAGCAGCGAUUCUCCUCGGCAGCUGCCCGCGCUUCCGGUGCCCGAUCUGCCCAGCCACGGUGAGAGUAAGGUGCGGGCCUGGUUGGAAGACGUGCAGCCACCGCGACGUCGCUGGCGAGACGCCGAGGACACGCGUAGAAAUUUUCAGGAGAACGCCCGGACGUUUGCCAAGAACCUGGAGUACCUGAAGCAGUUGGCGAGACGCGACUUCGCGACCGAUUUGGACGAUCGCGCAAGUCUCGCCGGCAAAUCGAUCUCUUCGUGGAAGGACAAUCCGCCGAUGCUGAGGACCUUUCAGAAUAUCACCGUUAAGAGCGAGAUUCUUGGGAACGAUGAUCGUCACAGCGUGUCCAGACGAUCGACCAGGUCCAUGUUCGACGAGUCCGAGUACGAUCGUUAUGGUCGCGGCAAGCGGAUGAACGGAACGACGUUUCAAUUCACUGCUGGCGACGACACGAUAAACGCCAAAGUUCGCAAGGCCAUCGAGAAUUCCUUUAUCAAACAGAUGGAGGAGAACGCGGCUCUGGAGAACGGGAUAAAAGAGACGAAGGACGACAAAAAUAGCAAGAGUGAGGACGAAUCAGCGAAGACGGAAAGAUCGUCGUCCAGUAACACUGAAAAAUCGGAGAAACUAAAGACAUCGCAGAACAAUUCUGCCCCGAAGAGAUCGAAGAAGUCGAAGGCACCGAGCGCGCCACCGUCGAGAAAGAAGGAACUUCCGGACAUGAUCAAUGAAUUACCUGGUGCGAAGAACACGGCGAAACGUAUCAUGGAUGCCGUGAUACGCGAGAUGGUGGAUGUAAAGGCGUUGGAUCAUCAUCACGCAAGGUCGUCCGAUCGCACAACAAUCGGCAGCUACGAAGUGGACAGUCUCGAGCGUUCCAAAUGCAGCCGGAAAUCCACGUCGCCGGAUCAAUCGUCAACGGACAAUCAAUCGAGUCCGGCUCUAUCGACGGCGUUGCCGAUGGACGAGGAGCUGACGAUGCAAAACGCCGUGAUCAACACUCGUACCGGCGAGAUGACGAUGUCGAAGCUCAGUAAUCAGAUCCUUAUUCAAAGAAAUUGCUACAACAGUUUACCGGAAUUGAUCAGCAGCCAGCGACCGGAAGCGUACGCGCUGGUAAGUGAGGUCUACGUGAACGAUGGUUACGCCAGUCCAGCCUGCAGCGAUGACAGUGGUCCGGAGAUCCAGUACGAGCCGGAAAAUCCGGGACACUUGACCAUCAGAGUUCAAGAUUCGCCCGAAAAUUACAUCAAGCUCGACGAGUCCGAGUACGAGCCUGAUACUCUCGAUCGAAAACCGAUGAAGCUGCGAAUCAACGACGACAUGCGAUACGAAGGGGCGGAGAUGGUUAACGAGGUUUACGUGGACUCGCUAGAGCGGCCAGCGCAGAUCCUGCUCAGGAGCAAAGGUAGCUUCCGCGAUGAGAAUUCCUCCGCGACGCGACGACACGGUCCCGGAAGUCUGCGAGAAAUCUACGAGGCAAAGAUCAAGUCAAAUCUGAAGGAACCGCACUCGAUGAAACUGGAUCACAUCAAUCACGAUAUCAAAUGUCGAAUGAAUGGCGACUCGAGUGACGGGACUCUAUCGUGGAAGAAGUGCAAAUAUCUGACACCGGAUAGUAGGCAAGCCAAAAGACAAAGGCAGCCACAUAAUCAGCCCGAUGUGGUGCCGAUGCCACCCACGGAGGAGAUCUAUCAACGACCAAAGCCACCUCGACGCGUCGAGGACGCGAAACUAUUGUUGCCACCUCCGCCACCGCCGUUGUCGUCAUUUCCGUCAAAAAACGUCUGGGACAGGAGACCUGUCGAAGCGGGUGACCCUACGGCCAGCAACGGCGCUCCUGUCCCGAAAGUCAACGGAUACCAUGUAGGGAACCAGACGUGUGUCUGCGCGUCGCAGAUUCAACUUAUAGGCGAUAUCGCGAACGAGUACGAGACUUACAAAGAAAAACAUCAACGUAAGGACGUCACUUUGAUGGAACUGACGUUCCUUGACGAGAGGGUAGACGAUCGUACCGUGACAAAUGGUUGCAGGGAUUGUCCAUGCGAGACACGAAUCGAGAUCGAGGAUUCCGAAGACAGGUACAGGUUUUACGGAGACCAGGCUGACGCCGAAGAGGAGGUCAAGUCGCGUGAGGCGAAAACAGCGCGAGAGAAACGACCUAUCACAAGUUUUUCCCAUCAUAGAAACUCCGCGAAGACUAGGACACGGUCUCGGAGCAUCGACGAUCAUCGCCAGGAGGAUCAGAACAGACUUAUCAUCAGCAGCAGAGCACAGAGUGGUUCCAGAACGAGGCAAUUGAUGAAGGGUCUCUCGAGGAGUUGCGAUUCCGGUGUCGGCAACGUGAUGCUAACGCCGUUGGUAACGGACAAUCGACGAGGUCAUGUUAAGGUCGAGGACAGCGGCUAUCUCAGCAGCACCGACAGCAACGGUUCCCGCAAACGGCUGCUGCGACACGAGGUGAGCAGCGUGUCCGAGGAGACCGACGAGACCGAGUCGGUAUGCGAUGGCGCCGAGAGCGAAAGCGGCGCCGAGAGUGUCGGCACCGACAGCGUUUUCUUCGGCAACUUUCGCAAACUGUCAGAGAUGUCCAAGAGCGCCGACUCCGGCGUCGACCUAGACGCUAAGAGUCCACCGUUGUACUAUCAAUCACCAUUUGGCAUGAAAGGCGAGAGCACGAUAAUUCUGGAGAGAGCCAGCUUUAGCGCCAGCGACAGCGAGACUGAGAGCCUCGUCACCGUUUUGCCACCUUGUAGUAGUCACUGCAACAGUUUGGUAUCGUAACUGAAGCGUUCACCUUUGACCUGGUGAGCGCUCUUCCAAGAUCUUCCGGAAAGAUCUCUGUUAUAAUAGAGCUGCGCAAUUUUUAUUGAAGUAUAUUGUGCGAUGAUGAUGUCUUUAUCGGAUAAAAACGAUGAAGGAUGAUUAGGUAUAUUUAUAG